Molecule: messenger RNA, 870 nt
Organism: Miscanthus lutarioriparius
Lineage: Eukaryota; Viridiplantae; Streptophyta; Magnoliopsida; Poales; Poaceae
Source: the annotation of a GenBank genome assembly
AUGGAGACGGAUAGGCUGGAAUCCGUGGAGGGAACCGGCGCCGGCGGCGAGAAUGGCGCGGCCACCAAGCUGCAGAAGGUCUACCGCAGCUACCGGACCCGCCGGAAGCUCGCCGACUCCGCCGUCGUCGUCGAGGAGCUCUGGUGUAUGAAAAAGAACCUGCUUUUCAGUAUGUUGACUUCAGCUUUUUGUCAUCAAGAGCGUGAGCACUAUGAAUACAUCAUUAAUGAGGGAAAGAUUAUUCAUAAACAGUCUGGAGAACCACUCGAUACGAGCAGGGGUCCUAAAGGGACUAAAUGGAUUUUUGUUAUGAGCACAGCAAAAAGACUUUAUGCUGGCAAGUCCAUCUGGGCAUAUAGUGGUCACUACAAACCAACUGCAGAGAACCUCGGCAAUUUCAUGAACUUCCUUGAAGAAAAUGGAGUUGACCUCAAGGACGUUGAGGUGCGCUCAUCUACCAAAGAAGACUACAAUGAAGAUCCAGUGCCUAAUGACUCACAGAACUUUACUUCUGCUAUCAUACAACCAAAUUUUCCACAAGUGGUUCUCCCUCUAAACACCACAGAAGGCGACGAGGGAGAGAACGCUCCUGCAGAAGAAGCCAAGCCAACCUACCAGAGAACCUUAUCAGGAGGGAAUUGGCAAAGUGUGCAGCAUCUCGGCGAUCCAUCCAUCCUCGCAGUGGUCAAGAGCUGGGGCCUUUUGUGCCCUGGAAGAUCACUUGAGAAGUUCCAGGCUUGGCUGGAGAAGCCACAGGGGACGGUGGUGUCGCCGGAGCAAAUCCUGGAUGUAGAUGGAGGAUGGGUGCUGGUCUGUGGUGUGAGGUUCCUGGAGCCUGGAGGGCCAACAACCGGAGUUGAUGCAAGCUGA